Molecule: messenger RNA, 2141 nt
Organism: Capsicum annuum
Lineage: Eukaryota; Viridiplantae; Streptophyta; Magnoliopsida; Solanales; Solanaceae
Product: mitogen-activated protein kinase 9
Exons: 13
Coding region: 323-1879 (518 amino acids)
Biological process (GO): protein phosphorylation; intracellular signal transduction
Cellular component (GO): nucleus; cytoplasm
Molecular function (GO): ATP binding; MAP kinase activity
Source: RefSeq, a predicted model, not a curated record
GAAGAUAGGAUAGGAUGAAUAAACCAGAAAUAAUGGAACAGAUAAAAUAAGAUCCUGAAGAAUAGGUAAAUGUAGUUCACUUGGUUUUUAUCAAUUUUCACAUAUGAUUAGCUAAAUUUCACUCCAGAAAUUAUUCUCACAAGUAACCUCAGCUUGAAAAGCUUUCAACUGGGGUUGCUUUUACCUGGUCAUUUCUGUAGACGUGUGCUGCCUUUCAUGGAAGUCAUAUUAUUAUCUCUAAGAGCUCCACUUUUCCCUAACCAUUUCAGAGGUCUUGGAUGUGAUUAAAACAGCUGCAUCUUAAAUAGUACUACUAAAAAAGAUGACUAUGGCAAUCAAGGAAUUCUUCACUGAAUAUGGUGAAGCAAAUCAAUAUGAAAUCCAAGAGGUCGUCGGCAGAGGGAGCUAUGGUGUUGUUGCAGCAGCAGUUGAUACUCAUACAGGAAAGAAGGUAGCGAUAAAGAAGAUCAACAAUGUAUUUGAGCAUGUCUCAGAAUCCACGCGCAUCCUUAGAGAAAUAAAGCUCCUCCGUUUGCUUAGACAUCCAGAUAUUGUACAAGUAAAGCAAAUUCUAUUACCUCCAUGUCGGAGAGAAUUCAAGGAUAUAUAUGUUGUUUUCGAGUUGAUGGAGUGUGACCUUCAGCAUGUAAUUAAGGCCAAUGACCGUCUCACGCCUGAACAUUAUCAGUUCUUUUUAUAUCAGCUUCUUCGAGGUUUAAAGUAUAUGCACACAGCAAAUGUGUUCCAUCGAGAUUUGAAGCCAAAGAACAUUCUAGCAAAUGCAGAUUGUAAGCUAAAAAUUUGUGAUUUUGGACUUGCUCGGGCAGCAUUUGGUGAUACUGGCGAUACCCCGUCUGCUAUUUUCUGGACUGACUAUGUAGCAACUCGUUGGUACCGUGCUCCUGAACUUUGUGGCUCUUUUUACUCCAAAUACACCCCAGCAGUUGAUAUAUGGAGUAUAGGAUGUAUAUUUGCAGAAAUGCUUACGAAGAAGCCAUUAUUUCCGGGGAGGGAUGUCAUCGACCAAUUGGAUCUGAUCACUGAUUUGCUUGGUUCUCCAUCCACCGAAGUUAUUUCAAGGAUCAAAAAUGACAAAGCAAGGAGAUUUUUAAGCAGCAUGAUGGAGAAAGCCCCUACUCCUUUCUCUCAAAAAUUCCCAAGUAUAGACCCAUUAGCUCUAAGCUUACUUGAGCGUUUGAUUGCUUUUGACCCCAAAGAUCGCCCUUCUGCUGAAGAGGCACUAGCGCAUCCGUACUUCCAUGGUUUAGCAAACAAGGAGAAUGAGCCUUCUGCUCGGCCUAUUUCAAAAUUUGAAUUCGACUUUGAAAGAAGAAAACUGGGAAAAGAGGAUAUUAGAGAACUCAUUGUCAGGGAGAUUUUGGAGUACCACCCUCAGAUGCUGCAGGAGUAUCUUCACGGCACUGAGCAUACUACUAGCUUUAUGUACCCAAGUGCGGUUGAUUGCUUUAAGGAACAAUUUGACCAACUUGAGGGAGACUGUGGCAGAGGUGGAAGAAAUGCUCUCUAUCCAAGGCGACCUGCCUCUUUGCCUAGAGAGCGGAUUUGUGUUCCAAGAGACGAGGAAGCUGAUCAGCAUGGUGAUUUUGAAAGGCAUGUUGAAGCAGCUGUUGCACAAAAAUGCCUUCCAAGCCCCAGAAAAUCACCUGAGGCCAACAAAACUGAUUCUAGUAAUGAAAAUAUAUGUCAUAGGCUUAGUCCGACAAGCAACACUGCACGCAGCAUAAUAAAAAGUGCUAGCAUUAUUAGCUUUUCCAAGUGCAUUGGGGCAGUUUGGGACGACUGUGAGGAUACAACUUGCAAACGAUAUGAUAAUGGAAUUAGUAGAUCGUCCAAGGAGCCAGCAACUCUGUAUGCUUGACUUCAUCUUCUGGCGGGAUGAGCUAGUGAUGGAUUUCUGUUUGCACUUGAUAGAAUGUAACCGUAGGUGUUCCAUAUCAUUGGAUAUAAAUAUAAAAAACAAUUGAAAGUUUGUCUAACAAGAGGUCCAUGACCAGCUCAUUUCGUAUGUAACACCUUCUAGGUUAUUUUUACAUGUUUCGACAGCUUCAUCGAAUCCAAUAAUGUAAGAGUGUCAACUGAGCAACUAUAUUCAUGUAUAUAAUUAUAUUGUUUUUUAUCAA